UCGCGCCGGGGGGAGGGGGGAGUUACCAUGGCAACGGGAACGCCUCGGCAUGUGAAGUGAAAGUGGAAGAAGAUCCUCUCAUCAUGCCUUCAACUUUCCAUUCGGGAAAUGAGGCUCGCGGCCCGAAUUCAGACACGGGCGGAGAGAUAAGAAUAAAACAUAAAAACACAAGCUUUCAAAAAUGUCUGUAGUAUUGCUUGUAAGGCUACUUCAGAAAGGUUGGUUGAAGCUAAACAGCAGCAUGAGGAUCCAUGUGCGUCUUCGACUCUGGGUUGGAUUGGCGGCAACAUAUCUGGUCUUCAUGGGACUUGUGCACUUGCUCCACGUCCCUCUGAGGUCAAAUACCAUCCAUUCCCACUAUGAUUUAUCCGCCGAGGGUGUUGUGUCAAAACACCGUGAACAUAUGAGAAAAGAAGCUGAAAAGUAUGCUCGAGCUGCCAUGAAGGAACCCCGUGCAGGGCUAGAAAUGGCAGAACAAAUAAGAAUAUUGACGGAGACUUAUAAAAAGGCAGAUGUCAACUCGGACAGUCUGCUAGAACUCUCAGAACUGACAACGUACAUCAGCGCGAAGAUAAAGGAACACCUGACUUUGGCGCUCAAGGAAAAUUUCUUCAUGUUUACAGCCAUUGAUUUAAAACCACGAAAUGGUAUGGUAUCCUGGGAAGAGUACCACAGGUACUUCCUCAAGCAGCAUGGAUAUGACGAUAACUAUAUUGACAACCACAAGAAGGACCAUAAGGGCUUGCCACGAGAACUCAAAGAAGCUAUCAUGAGAGACAAGGCAUCAUGGUCUCAAGCUGCCAGAGACAACCCAGAACAGCUGACCAUUGAUGAGUUUUUGGCCUUCAGACACCCAGAAUCAUCUCACGCGACAAUACUUAGCAUCGUAGAGGAAACCAUAGGGAGAUUAGAUGUUGAUGAAGAUGGAAAACUUACGGAAGAGGAAUUUUCCGACCCAACCAUGAAUGAAGUGCCAGAUUACAUGACAGAGGAACAAUUCAGGCUGGAUCGAAUUAAUGAAUUUAAAGUUGCAGAUCUGGAUAAAAAUGGCAAAGUUGAGAGAAAAGAACUGUUGCAUUAUAUUGAUCCCCGUAAUGUGCACCAUGCGGAAAAGGAAGCCGUGAAUCUUCUAGCUGCAGCCGACAGUAACCAAGAUGGAGUUCUUACUCUUGUCGAGGUGUUGGCUGAAAGAGAAAUAUUCAUGAAGAGCAAGAUGGUGGAUGCGGCAAAGAGCUUCCAUGAUGAAUUUUAAGCAAACUUCUCCAGAUCUCAUGAGCUUUGUAAAGUUGGUAAUCAAAGUAGGAUAUUAGCUGAUAUUAGUAAGAGUUUUAAACUAAGGUGAUUCUUUCCUGUCAUUGUUUAAUGAUGUUGAAAGUUUUCUUUCAAAUCCAUUUGGUUUAUGAUCUAGAAUUCUGUAAAGGAUUUUGAUCUUCAUCAUAAUAUUUAUGAUAAUGUUCAAUUUGGGUGAUUUGUAAUAGGUAGAGAAAGUAUUCAUGACUUUCAUUCACAAAGAGAAGACUUUUCUUUCACUAGUAAAUGUAUUUUUGACUGUUAAAACUAGCACAAACCUGAUUAUGACAUUCCUUCCUUUUUAUUACUUGUUCCGUGAUACUAAAAAUAGAUACUUGUUAGCAGUAUUAUUACUAGGUAGUAAGAUAUAAUGUAGUACAAGAAGAUGACUUUAUGAUGCAAAAGAUUUUUGUGAUGCAAUAUAUAUAUUCAUCCCACAGCUCAAAGAAAUAUUUAAAAUGUAUUUUUAAUACAUUUCACAGUACUUAGCACUGAAUGUAUUGAUUGUCUUGCAUAAUUUACUAACAGGUGAACAGUAUGAGUAAUGAAAGAGAUAAAAGUGCAAGGAUUCUUUAAACAAAUGGAAACCAGAUUGUCACUUAAGUGGGAUUGUGACGGAAUAGAAUGGCAUCGGAAGAAAUAGCGAUGCUUAUAUUUCUCUUCAAUUACUCACAUCACCAGUUCUUGAUACUGUUAUUUUGUCAUGGUCUUAUUUUUUUUUAUAGAAA
Messenger RNA from Penaeus monodon (black tiger shrimp), 2018 nucleotides. RefSeq names its product 45 kDa calcium-binding protein-like (gene myd). The coding region runs from base 182 to 1252 and encodes 356 amino acids. The record is from RefSeq and is a predicted model, not a curated record. Gene Ontology annotation, cellular component: endoplasmic reticulum. The transcript is spliced from 8 exons. Gene Ontology annotation, biological process: calcium-ion regulated exocytosis. Lineage: Eukaryota; Metazoa; Arthropoda; Malacostraca; Decapoda; Penaeidae. Gene Ontology annotation, molecular function: calcium ion binding.